UUGAAUCUAUGCCACCUAUUUCUAACAUGGAUAUAGUAAGCUACUUGGUUCUCACUCAUAGCUAUUACAGCAGAGAGCAGAUGAAAGCUUACAAAAGUCUUCAGGCCUACAAAUAUUUCGCUGCAGGCUUUGUGGAUAAAGUUGGCAUCAAACCAAUUAACGAUUAUGUGCUGUUAGUUGGCAAAGUUCAACACUCCAUGAAGGCCAGAGAACCAAAGCUAAGAGUUUGGGUUAUAGCAGAGAGACAUGGUGGGAUUUGCACUGCACAUUGUAGUGCAUGGCAGGGCUUGGGGAGGUUUGCAGUCACAUUGCAGCUGUAUUGUAUGCCACCGAAUAUGCUGCUAGCCUUAAUCAGACAAUGACUUGCACAGACAAGAAAUCAACUUGGCCAGUACCAUCACAACGCGGUGUGGAUCCAACACCAGU
Messenger RNA from Anoplophora glabripennis (Asian longhorned beetle), 426 nucleotides. RefSeq lists its product as uncharacterized. NCBI's taxonomy places the organism in Eukaryota, Metazoa, Arthropoda, Insecta, Coleoptera, Cerambycidae. The record is from RefSeq and is a predicted model, not a curated record. The coding region runs from base 9 to 362 and encodes 117 amino acids. The transcript has 2 exons.